AUGCGAAAGUAUCGUUUAGAGAUAGCUGUGAAGAGACUCUAUGGUCUUUUAAAUAUGAGCUCUUCUGCGCGAAUUGUCUUCUCCGUUCGUUUCUCAACGUUCCCAGAGAUUUUUAUCCGUCCACAACAAGGCGGUGGAGGUGGUGUGAUAGAGGCAUCCCCAGCGGGUGAUCGUAUAUUGUCUCUGACGUACUGUGUCUGUCAUAAGGCGGAGUUUCAACUUGAUGAUAAUGAAAUUCGUAGGUUGUUUCCUGCAGAGUGUUUCUGUCGUUUAUAUGAUGAGAACCAGAUACGUACAUCAGGUGCUAGCAUAGAAUCAGUUACUGCAGCAGCAUCUUUAACAUGGGUGUGUCCAUGUCCUUUGAUGACAGAGAGAGCAGCGGAUUCUCGUCAGCAUGCAAAUUAUGCAAUGUGUGAUGCUAACGGGCAGAUAAUGGGAUAUGCAGAGAUGUCAUGUCGAGUAGUUACGGUUAACAAUAUUUCUUCACCUUCUGUCUCUUCUUCUCCCGCAUGUAUGUCAAUUCCUACAACUACGGGACCAUCAACAUUGCCUACAUCAAAUGGUCAUUUGAUUAUGAAUGGGAAACCGUAUGUUAUUCGUGUGAUAGUUGACAAUAAAGAGAAUAAAAAAAAGAAGAAAAUUAAAUCUACAAAGAGUGAUCAUCAUUCCUCAUCAGGAGUGAUAACAUCAGGAGAGGAAACAGGAACUGUUGUAGCAGUGAAUGAUCCUUCAUUAGAAAAAAAGGGAACAGAUAGUCAAAAUUAUCAUGGAGAGAGUAAAAAUAACGUUAUUAGAAGCAGAUCCGGUAGUAAAAAUAGAGGAGGAGGAGGAAGAAGAAUAGUAGAAACUGUGGGUACAGCAAAGAAGAAAACGUUACUCUAUAUUUUACAAUAUGAUGUAGCAUACCAGAUACAAUCUAAUUGUGGAACCCUUUACGCUACGUUAAAACGUGAAUUUACUCCACUAAACGCAGUUACCGUAAACGAAAAGUCGAAGCCAAUGAUAGAUAAAGUUGAUAAUCUUGUACAAGGAAUAUCAAAACUUGCUAACAUUGCACUUCAACUUGCCAAUCAACUUGCAGAAUCUGCAGGAGAGAGUUAUACCAAUGUUUCUUCAGAUGAAAAAACUCGUCGUAACCCUGUAAAUAAGUUACCUAUUCCUCGUGAAGGAAGUGUGGCUCAUUUUCUUAUGUACCAGGUACUAUUUCAGUUGCAGUGUUUGGGAACUAGCUUAUGUUAUGUUACGGCAGUUUAUCAUCAACCACUGGAAGUACAAAUCUCUUCUUUGCACCAUCAACAUGUUAAGUUUAUCAAAAAACUUGCUGUGGAAGUUCAAGAAUUAACCAAAUAUAUAAAUAUCAUCGUUCAAUCAACAAUAGAUGGUACUUUUGGAAGUAAUAAGGUACUUUCAUCAAGAUCGACAUCAACAUAUUCCUCUAGUUUUAGCAGUAGUAGCAGUAGCAAUUCUUCAUCUUCUCGCUCCUCUUCAAGUGCACGUUCUGAAGGAAGAGAAGGAUCCUCAGUGGAAAGUGUACCCAAUGUCCCAUUAGAUGAUAAAAAAGCACCUUCUGUUUCAUUUCCGGUGGCUGUUGCAUCGGUACCGCAACCUCUAGUCCAAGAACAAAGUAACACACAAAUAACGAAACCCCCUGUUUAUCAAGGGUACACAAGCACACCUUACUCGUCAUCAUCACUUCCUACACCCGGUGGAUAUUCCGUGUCGACUGUUGCACCUCCAGGUGACACGUUGUCACAGGCUGUGGGAGCGAACACAUCAAAUUUUCUCCCAUCACAACUCAUGACAACACCUUCAACCACUGACUUAAUUGGAAGGGAUUUGUCGAUCCAUGGAACAACGAGUGCUGCGCCUCCGACAUCCUUUGUUUCUACUGCUGCUACCGCCCAACAGGGGACAACCUUUCAGAAUGCUUUGCAUUUUUAUAGUAGUACUGGAGGUGUGCCAGCCGCUCAGCCUGUACAGCCUUCAUCUGGUGUAAAUGUGUCUGCGGGUAUUAAGCAGCCGCCGGUUAUCAGUGGAGGUGUGCCAGCGCCUCAGCCUGUACAGCCUUCAUCUGGUGUAAAUGUGUCUGCGGGUAUUAAG
Molecule: messenger RNA, 2100 nt
Organism: Trypanosoma theileri
Lineage: Eukaryota; Euglenozoa; Kinetoplastea; Trypanosomatida; Trypanosomatidae
Exons: 1
Source: RefSeq, a predicted model, not a curated record